Molecule: messenger RNA, 3150 nt
Organism: Manis javanica (Malayan pangolin)
Lineage: Eukaryota; Metazoa; Chordata; Mammalia; Pholidota; Manidae
Gene: CYP4V2
Product: cytochrome P450 family 4 subfamily V member 2
Molecular function (GO): iron ion binding; monooxygenase activity; oxidoreductase activity, acting on paired donors, with incorporation or reduction of molecular oxygen
Source: RefSeq, a predicted model, not a curated record
GUCCGCGCGCAGCUUCUGCAGCGGCCGCAGGCGCGGGUCCGGUCGGAGCGCUGCACCGACGCGGCGAUGGCGCUCUGGCUGCUGCACGUCGUGCAGAAGCUGCUGCUCUGGGGCUCGCUGGGCGCCGUCUCCGUGGCGGGCGCCACCCUCGCCCUGACCCUCCUGCAGAUGGUGGCUAGCUACGCGCAGAAAUGGCUGCGGUUGAGGCCUGUCCCGUCGUUGCCCGGCGCCUACCCCUUGGUGGGACACGCGCUGGUGAUGAAGCCCGACGGCAGAGAUUUUUUUCAGCAGCUAAUUUAUUACACUGAAGAAUACCGACACGUGCCACUGCUGAAACUCUGGCUGGGGCCAAUGCCUACAGUGGUCCUUUAUAAUGCAGAAAAUGUGGAGGUAAUUUUAACUAGUUCAAGGCAAAUUGACAAAUCCUAUAUGUACAAGUUCCUAGAACCAUGGCUUGGCCUAGGACUUCUGACAAGUACUGGAAACAAAUGGCGCUCUAGGAGAAAAAUGUUAACACCCACUUUCCAUUUUACAAUUCUGGAAGAUUUCUUAGAUGUCAUGAAUGAACAAGCAAAUAUAUUGGUUAAUAAGCUUGAAAAACAUGUUAACCAAGGAGCAUUUAACUGCUUUUUUUACGUCACUCUUUGUGCCUUAGAUAUAAUCUGUGAAACAGCUAUGGGGAAGAAUAUUGGUGCUCAGACUAAUGGUGACUCCGAGUAUGUCCGUGCAGUUUAUAGGAUGAGUGACAUGAUACAUCGAAGAAUUAAGAUGCCCUGGCUCUGGCUUGACCCUUUUUACAUUAUGUUUAGAGAAGGAUGGGAACACAAAAGGAGCCUAAAGAUCCUGCAUGAUUUUACCAACAGGGUCAUCGCUGAACGGGCGAAUGAGAUGAAGAGAGAUGAAGACAGAAGUGAUAGCCAGGGCUCCUCCCCCUCCAAAAACAAGCGCCGGGCUUUCCUUGACUUGCUUUUAAAUGUGACGGAUGAUGAAGGGAAGAAGCUAAGUCAUGAAGAUAUUCGAGAAGAAGUUGACACCUUCAUGUUUGAGGGCCAUGAUACAACUGCCUCUGCAAUAAACUGGUCCCUCUACCUACUGGGGUGUUAUCCAGAAAUCCAGAAGAAAGUGGACAAUGAACUGAACGAAGUGUUUGGGAAGUCUGAUCAUCCCGCCACCUUAGAAGACCUGAAGAAACUUAAAUAUCUGGAAUGUGUUAUUAAGGAAAGCCUUCGCCUUUUUCCUCCUGUUCCUUUAUUUGCUCGUAAUCUAAAUGAAGACUGUGAAGUGGCGGGUUACAAAAUUGUGAAAGACUGUCAAGCAAUCAUUGUCACCUACGCGCUGCACAGAGACCCACGACACUUCCCAGACCCCGAGGUCUUCAAGCCGGAGCGGUUCCUCCCUGAGAAUUCGCAGGGACGCCAUCCGUACGCUUACGUGCCCUUCUCUGCUGGGCCCAGAAACUGUAUAGGUCAAAAGUUUGCCACACUGGAAGAAAAGACCAUUCUUUCCUGCCUUCUGAGGCAUUUUUGGGUAGAAUCCAACCAGAACAGAGAAGAACUUGGUCUGGCAGGAGAGCUGAUUCUUCGUCCAAGUAAUGGCAUCUGGAUCAAGUUGAAGAGGAGAAACACGGAAGAAUCCUAACUGCAUUGCUGGGCUGUGCUCUUCUCAUGUAAAAGGCCUUUGUUUAAGGGGACAUCACAUUUACAGUUUGUAGAUCAUGGGUUCAAUACUCUUAAUCUCUAGACCUCAUUUUUUCUUGUUCCCACUUACCUUGGGGUCAAGUCUACCAAAGAGAGAGUUUUUAUAUUUUCACCACCACCACAGAUCUUAUCCCUGGUCUUGAUCCCAAAAUCAGAAUUAACUGAUGGCAAUACCCAAAUAAACAAGUUUCUCAAAAGAAGGACCCAAAGGCAUCCGAAAGGAUUCAAUUUCGAUUGACAGGCUGAAGGGAUAUCACUGAAUUUCCAGAAUUUUUUAAAGGUAGUCUUACAUAUACAUAUACAUUUAAUUUGAAAAGGGUGAGUAAUUAAGUAUUUAGUCUUGAGCUUAAGUUUUUUAAAUUAUGUAAGUGGCAUCAACUAUGAGAAGAACAAUUAUUAUGGCACUUUCCUGAUUUUAUCACCUGGAGUAGAUCAUCUCUAAGUUGGUUCUGUUCGUAUUUCCCUUUGAUUGUGUACCUACAGGCUUCAUUUAGUGCUUCACGAUGUCACAGUUGCCUUAUAUAUCACAUAUUAUGGGGAGAUAGACUCCUCUUUGUAAUCUCUAGUCACUCACAGAGCCUCACACAGUUAUAGCUUUUGGAGCUGGAAGGACCUUAGAGCUUAUCUAGUCAUAGUCCCUUUCAUUAGAAGGGAAUGAGGUUUAUGAGAAGAGACGUUUCUGCCCGAAGGCAUGGUACUAGUGGGUGACAGGGCUGGAAAUAAAGGUCUGUACUCUAAAUCUCACCACUCCUGGUAUGAUACACUUCUACUAAAAUAUGCUACUGCUUUAUGAAACUCAGGUCUGUAAUUACUUAUGUCAUUAGAACACAGAUUUUUCUUCCUCUGAUUUUGGCACAUUUUUCCAGAAUCCUUCUACCAGUAAAGGAAAUGAGAAGCCAGUCACCCGUAUUUGGCAUCCCAGUAGGCUCUCUCAGUUUAGGGUGAGACUUUCAGUAACUCAAUCCUCCAGAACGUAUCUAUCAAGCUGAUAACUGACACACAUUCCCUGAAUUUUAAUUUCAUAGCAGAGAGAAGCAACACAUUAAGAGGAUGGAAUAUGUAUUUUUCAAUGGAUAUCAAAGAAGGGGUUUACAAAACCAAGAUCAUCUAGCAGGCGCUACGAGGCAGGGGUAUUUAGGGCCAGGUCAGCCACUGUACCCACUUUAUUAUCCCAAGAAGUCCCAGUGUAGACCACCAAGCCCCUAAGUUGAUGAGAAAAAGCCAAGGACGUAUAUGAGCCAGUUGAAAAAGACUCACCAUAUGGUUACAUUUCUUAUCUAAAAAGAGGAUAAAAGUAGAAAACCUCAUUCCCAGGUGACUUUGGAUAACUGACAUUUUAUUCAUGUAAAUCGGUAUUAUUUACCAAUUGUAUGCUAAACUUACAUUUAAACUUUACUUUUUUUCUGUGUGUAACCCCAUACUAGACAUGAAAUUAAAUUUAAAGUAAAACAUU